UCUGAGGACAUCCUGGGCAAGGCUCUCAGUCUUCUUCGGAGUUGAUUGCCUUCUCCUUAAUGACGGCAUAUCCUGUGUCACUGCUUCCCAGGGCUCCGUGAAGCUGCUCAGAAGCCCUUGAGAACACUUUUCAGCCAGGCAGCUUGCCUGGUCACUAUGAACCAUGGCCCAGCUAUACUACAAAAAAGUCAACUUCUCCCCGUACCGAGACCGGAUCCCACUGCAGAUCGUGCGGGCGGAGGCAGAGCUCUCGUCGGAGGAGAAAGCUUACCUCAGUGCCGUGGAGAAAGGAGACUAUGCCAGUGUGAAACAUGCCCUGCAGGAGGCAGAGAUCUACUACAACAUCAACAUCAACUGCAUGGAUCCUCUGGGUCGCAGUGCCCUCCUCAUAGCCAUAGAGAAUGAGAAUCUGGAGAUCAUGGAGCUGCUGCUGAGCCACAGCGUCUACGUGGGGGAUGCUCUGCUCUACGCCAUCCGGAAGGAGGUGGUGGGAGCUGUGGAGCUGCUGCUCAAUUACAGGAAGCCCAGUGGUGAAAAACAGGUUCCAACGUUGAUGAUGGACACCCAGUUCUCGGAGUUCACUCCGGACAUCACCCCGAUCAUGCUGGCCGCUCACACCAACAACUACGAGAUCAUCAAACUGCUGGUCCAGAGGAGGGUGACAAUCCCACGGCCACACCAGAUCAGGUGCAACUGUGUGGAAUGUGUCUCCAGCUCCGAGGUGGACAGCCUGAGGCAUUCCAGGUCAAGGCUGAACAUCUACAAAGCCUUAGCCAGCCCUUCUUUGAUUGCCUUAUCGAGCGAGGAUCCCAUCCUGACCGCCUUCCGGCUGGGCUGGGAGCUGAAGGAGCUGAGCAAGGUGGAAAAUGAGUUCAAGGCUGAAUAUGAAGAGCUCUCCCAGCAGUGCAAGCGUUUUGCUAAGGACCUGUUGGAUCAAGCACGGAGUUCCCGGGAGCUGGAGAUCAUUCUCAAUCACAGGGAUGAUCAAAGCGAGGAGCUGGAUCCCCAAAAAUGUCAUGAUUUGGCAAAGCUGAAGGUAGCAAUAAAGUAUCACCAGAAGGAGUUUGUUGCUCAGCCAAACUGCCAGCAGCUACUAGCAACGCUUUGGUACGACGGCUUCCCAGGCUGGAGGAGGAAACACUGGGCAGUGAAACUCCUGACCUGUGUCACCAUUGGACUGCUUUUCCCUGUGCUAUCCGUGGCAUACCUGAUUGCACCCAAGAGCAGGCUGGGACUGUUCAUUAAAAAGCCAUUUAUCAAGUUUAUCUGCCACACUGGCUCUUACCUGACCUUCCUGUUCAUGCUCCUGCUGGCGUCGCAGCACAUCGUCAGGACUGACCUCCACAUGCAGGGGCCACCUCCCACCAUCGUGGAGUGGAUGAUCCUGCCCUGGGUUCUAGGUUUCAUCUGGGGAGAAAUCAAGGAAAUGUGGGAUGGUGGAUUCAAUGAGUAUGUACAUGACUGGUGGAAUCUGAUGGAUUUUGCAAUGAACUCCCUCUAUCUUGCAACUAUCUCCCUUAAAAUUGUUGCCUAUGUCAAGUACAAUGGAUCUCGGCCGAGGGAGGAGUGGGAGAUGUGGCACCCGACCCUGAUUGCAGAAGCCCUUUUUGCAAUAUCCAACAUCCUGAGCUCCCUGCGCCUCAUCUCCCUGUUUACAGCCAACUCACACCUGGGACCCCUGCAGAUUUCUCUGGGACGCAUGCUGCUAGACAUCCUCAAGUUCCUUUUUAUCUACUGCCUGGUGCUUCUGGCUUUUGCCAAUGGACUGAACCAGCUUUAUUUUUAUUAUGAGACCAGUGCCUCGGAGGAACCCAACAACUGCAAGGGGAUCCGAUGUGAGAAACAGAACAAUGCCUUCUCCACACUUUUCGAGACCCUCCAGUCACUCUUCUGGUCAGUGUUUGGGCUGCUGAAUCUCUACGUCACCAACGUGAAAGCCAGACACGAGUUCACAGAAUUUGUUGGGGCCACGAUGUUUGGGACCUACAACGUGAUCUCCCUGGUUGUGCUGCUGAACAUGCUCAUAGCCAUGAUGAACAACUCCUACCAGCUCAUUGCUGACCACGCAGACAUCGAGUGGAAAUUCGCACGGACUAAGCUCUGGAUGAGUUACUUUGAUGAAGGAGCCACUCUGCCCCCUCCUUUUAACAUUGUCCCCAGCCCCAAGUCGGUGUGGUACCUCUGCAAGUGGAUCCACAACCAGCUGUGCCCAGGUGAUGACUCUGAUGAUGAACAGAAGAGGCACGAAAACCUCAAAACGUUCACGGAACGACAUGCUGACAACCUGAUUCAGAAUCAACAUUACCAGGAAGUGAUAAGAAAUCUUGUGAAAAGAUACGUUGCUGCAAUGAUAAGAACUUCCAAAACCAACGAAGGUUUAACUGAAGAAAACUUCAAGGAAUUAAAACAGGACAUCUCGAGCUUCCGCUAUGAAGUGCUUGACCUCUUAGGCAACAGGAAGCCCCAGAGGAGAAGUUACUCCACCAGCAGCACAGAGGUGUCCCAAAAGGAUGAAACAAAUGAGGACGGUGCUGGAGAAAAAUCCAGAGCCAAGAGCGUGUCUUUCAAUGUAGCCAACAAAAAAAAGGACUUCAACGUGUCUGCUCUGAUUAAAACCAUGUCUGGGAUCAACAUGGUGGAAGAGAAGCCAAAAAGCAACGGGAUCAGCAAGCGCUCCUUUGUGAGGAACGGGAACAGAGUGCAGAGACUGUCCAGCUCCAAGAAGGAAUCCUUCAAGAGGCUGGGGCUGCUCUUCUCCAAGAUGAACGGCCACGUCCCCGAGCCCAGCUCAGAGCCCAUGUACACCAUCUCAGAUGGCAUCAUCCAGCCCCACUACAUGUGGAAAGACAUUAAAUAUUCUCCCAUGGACAGAGAGAGAGAAGAGAAUUGUUCCAAAAGUGAAAUUAACCUCAAUGAGGUGGCCUACAGUGGGAACACGAGACUUACGGGACAGAGCAAGGAGUGCCCUGUGGUUUGUACCAGCUCCCUUCACUGUGCUUCCAGUAUUUGUUCCUCUAACUCCAAACUUAUAGACUCGUCAGAGGAUGUGUUUGAUUCAUGGGGAGAGGCCUGUGACUUGUUUAUAAACCAGUGGAAAGAGGGGCAGGAGGAUCACGUUACCACUCGGCUCUGAGCAAAGCUCCCUUAACUCUCACUGGAAAACUCAGCCAAGUAUGGGUAAUUGUUUGUUCUCAUCUGGUUCAGCAUCACUGUUUCCUUUUCUGUCCACAGGUGAAAAAAAAGUGUAAACCUCCUUAUGUUACAGCCUAUUUUAUAGCCUUCUGCACCUUUUUUAAUUUACAUUUUUUUUACACUCGCUAAUACUAAGCUAAUGGUUUCACCAUUUAUAAGGUUGCCAUAAACCACAGGAAUCCCUUUGGAUGCAGUCUUAGUCUCCAAACCCCACAGACUCCAGGCAUGCAGGUGGCUGAGGAGAGGAUUUCUCCAGUCUCCCAUCAUCAUCCCACCCCAGCUGGGUUUCAGUGCUGCUGUCCAACACCAUUGGCUCUGAUCCUGCUCAGUUUUCCUCAUCAACACAAACAGCUGUUGAGCAGGAGGCUGAGAACCACACUGAAAAUAUUUUUUAAAAGGGUUUCGACCUGUAACUGAGUUGUUUGGGGGUUUUUUCGUUUCCUUUAAGCAAUAUGACUUCUGGUUGUUUUGGUUGUGCUUGUUUUUUCAGGUCAUUAUAUUAAUAUUGUAAAUUAUUACUGAAUAUGAGACCCCUUUGAUCAUCCACCUGGAACAUGAUUUUGUUGCUAACAUACUUGCUUAUUUACCUAAUUUCCCUUUUGGGGAGCAGAAGGACCUUCCAAUUAGGCUGACAGUGGGAGCCAGCACCUGGCCUUGCCUCCAACUCCUGUGUAGAUGAACUGAAAAGAGAACAACCCCAAACCAACCCUGGCUGCUUGAAAUACAAACCUCAGAUUAGUUUCUAAUAGGCUGAACCAAAACCCAGCUCUAAGCCUUGCCCUUAUUUUGCAGUCCCUGAUUUUACUUCCAGUGCUGCACUCACUUUUUGCUGCCUCUCUGAUGGGUGUCAGGCUUCAGGAGGAAAUCCAUCUCCUGGGGAGAACAUCUUCCCUGGGCCCCUGAGCUGCAGGUCUGAAAAGCAGCCUAAGCAAGAGCUGCCAGCUACUGGAGCAGCUCUGCAGGUCCUUCUCUGAGCUGCAGCAAAAAGGAGUGUGGCAGGAGGGGGCAUCUUUUAUUAUCUUUUAUUUCCCCAGCUGUGGGAGUGUCUGGACAGGGUUUAGCACUGUCACUGCUGACCCAAGGAGCAUCAGAGGGGGAAAAAAAGAAAACCCUGUCAAGGGCAAGGUGGCUGAAUUCUUAACAGGGAUUUUUAGGGGGAGUUUAUUGUAAUUUUUUAGCAGUGAUGCUAAGAAACACAAAUGAUUGGCACUCAGCAGCACCUCAGAGCUGUUCUGGAGGGAGCAGGUCCUGCCCAGGAGCGCGGGAAUGGUUUCAUUCCCGCAGGGAUCUGCUCCCAGGAGGGGUUCUGUGAGCUCCAGCUUCCCCAGGGUGGCUGCCGGCAGUCACCUCACCUGGGAACUGGGCUGGGAAUUGCCUCUGGAGAAAGGUAAUGCUGGAAAAUCCACUCCUGCUACUGGAGCAGGCCAGGUUUCAGCAGCGAGGGGCACGAGCAGCUCUGCUGGCAGCACGGAGGGUCAGGAGCAGAGGGAUGAGAGAUGCUGGAACACCUGCAGCUGGAUGCUCUGCCCCAGUUUCAAACCUGGCUCCCUCCUCUUGAGAGGGAAAACUCCCCUUGUGGGGCUUUUCCUUGGGGCAGAUUCACCCAGGAAGUGGAGCACAGAGAGGAAUGUGAGUGCUGCAGCAGCCAACACCCUGAACUCGUGGAAAUGUUCAGUGCAGACCUCUGUGGCCCCAGGGCAGCCCUGGUGUUGAGAUAAAUCAGCAGCAAGGAGCCGAGACUCAAAACCACUUCUGUAUUCCUUGCUUGUAAUGACAGCAGUCUUGUUACCAGCAGGCAGUGUCAAACCCCAAAUAUUUAAGCCUCUGGAUGUGUGUGUUAGGGCAGAGUGAAAGGCAUUUUUGUAUCAACAGAUUUCAGGCUUUCACGCUAAUUGCAGGGUUAGAGUUGUCUUUGAAAACUGCAUUUCCUCUUCCCUGGUGGAAGGCUGAGCAAACUGACAUUGGUGGUACACAAGGAGACUGGCAAAACCCGAGGGUGGGGAGCAGCUUGCUGAUCAUUCCGUGAGGAAAUCAGGCACCCCUGGCUGGAGGAGCAAACCCAUGGAGAGGGGAGAGCCACAGCCAGAACCCGCCGAGGCAGUGCUCACAAUAAAACCCCCACAGGUCAACAAACCAAACCUUGCCCAUUUCUGCAAGGAUAAACAUCAGCAGGAGCUGCUACAGGGGGGAGAAUUUGAAUCCUUGGAUGUCUCACCUAACCCACACUGCAGCCUGUGAACUCCACUUGACGUGGGGCCAGCAAAUCUUUGUGGCAUUUCCUGGGUAAGGAGGAAGAAUGAAAACAAUUUGAGUACAGUUAUGCAGAUUACAUCAACUGGGCUUGAAACCGGGCCAGAAAUUGGUAUUUAUGUCCUUGGACAACAAAAAGGCUCUGAAGUGUUCAGUGAGAACAAGCACACAGCCGCUGGUGACGCUCACAUGGUGUCACUCCAACGCGUCACCAGGUAUGAACAACACAAAGAAACUGAAUUAACUCUGCAGUGCUGCCCCCAAAAUUGCAAAAAUCCCUUCCCUGCAGACACCAUGAGUUACGUUCUCCUGCUGUGUCCCAGGAGCUGCCACAUCCAGAUCUGCAAAUUUAGCACAUCCCCAGUGCUGUGCUGAGGGGGGAGAUGCUUCACGUGGCUCCGUGGCUGGGGCUCCCCUGGGCUUUGUUUCAUGACUGAGAUCCUUCCUUGCUCCCAGCUACGAGCUGACUUUGGAGUUCAACACAAAUAUUUGAUUUGGCUGUGAUUAAUACAUGUGUCCGGGAGUUUGCAGAACUCAAAUUGGUCCCCCAAAAGGCAAAAUUCUCUUUGAUUGCAUCUAUGCAUCCCUGUUGAUAGCAAUAGACUUUGGAGCAGCUGGUGAAUUAUUAUUAUGCUGAAACAGGAGCUUCAGGGGAGUGAAAUUGGAGUAGCUUCUGAAAAAUACAUUUGAUUAAAAAAAAAGAAAAACAAACCAACCCAGGUUUUGAUAAUUCAUUUGCAGCACAGUAUUUGGGACUUCACCAGUAUUUUUCUGCUUUAAAUUGCUCAAAAAAGAAAACAUGUUUUAGUGAAAGUUCUUCUUUCUGUCAGAGAAAUCAGUGAUGACCCCUGUGCUGUCUCUGCAAGGGCCAGGGUAGGAGCUGAUGGAACACCUGAGUUUCUCCUGUGAGGAGUUAAACUUUUCCUUGGCUCAGCUGGCUCACACCUGGCCUUUAUUCUGUGGGCUUCAAGAAGGAUCCUUGUAUAUGUACAUGGAGUUUGGAGUUAGGAAGGACAGAAUUCUCAACCAUUUCCCCUUUCUUAGAUUUCUUGCUCUUGAAGUUGCGGUUUUUUUCUCACCUCCCAUCCCAAUGCCAUUUUCACCUGGCUUUUUAAAGCAGCACACCUGCAAACGGUGAUGGAAUUAUGGAAUGGUUUGGGUUGGAAGGGAUCUUAAAGUUCUUGUUUCAACCCUCCUGCCAUGGGCAG
Catharus ustulatus (Swainson's thrush) is the source of this 6650-nucleotide messenger RNA. It is a transcript of the gene TRPC5, whose product is annotated as transient receptor potential cation channel subfamily C member 5. Gene Ontology annotation, biological process: manganese ion transport; calcium ion transmembrane transport; regulation of cytosolic calcium ion concentration. Gene Ontology annotation, cellular component: membrane; cation channel complex. NCBI's taxonomy places the organism in Eukaryota, Metazoa, Chordata, Aves, Passeriformes, Turdidae. Bases 164 to 3133 code for a protein of 989 amino acids. The transcript is spliced from 11 exons. Gene Ontology annotation, molecular function: protein binding; inositol 1,4,5 trisphosphate binding; store-operated calcium channel activity. The record is from RefSeq and is a predicted model, not a curated record.